AUGGCUCGAGUCUACGCCGAUGUCAACCAAAACAUGCCGCGUAGUUACUGGGACUACGACAGCGUUAACAUCGGCUGGGGAGUAUUGGAAAACUACGAGGUUGUCAGGAAGAUUGGCCGCGGCAAAUACUCUGAGGUCUUCGAGGGUAUCAAUGUCGUUAACUACCAGAAAUGCGUCGUCAAGGUUCUCAAGCCUGUCAAGAAGAAGAAGAUAAAGCGCGAGAUCAAGAUCCUGCAGAACCUGGCCGGCGGGCCCAACAUUGUCGCCCUGCUCGACGUUGUCCGGGAUUCGCAGAGCAAGACGCCCUCGCUCAUCUUCGAAUACGUCAACAACACCGACUUCCGCACCCUGUAUCCCAAGUUCAUCGACAUUGACGUCCGCUACUACAUCUACGAGCUUCUCAAGGCCCUCGACUAUUGCCACAGCAAGGGCAUCAUGCACCGCGACGUGAAGCCUCAUAACGUUAUGAUCGAUCAUGAGAACAAGAAGGCACGGCCCCCCGAUCCUCCUUCCCCGCAUGCGCUCACAUGUCGCAUAACCCAUUUUGCUAACCCUCCCCCUCAGUUGCGCCUCAUCGACUGGGGUCUGGCCGAGUUCUACCACCCGGGCACCGAGUACAAUGUCCGCGUCGCGUCGCGCUACUUUAAGGGCCCGGAACUGCUCGUCGACUUUCAGGAGUACGACUACAGCCUAGAUAUGUGGAGUCUCGGCGCUAUGUUCGCAUCCAUGAUCUUCCGCAAGGAGCCCUUUUUCCACGGCAACAGCAAUGCCGACCAGCUCGUUAAGAUCGCCAAGGUGCUCGGCACCGACGACCUGUUCGACUACUUGGACAAGUACGAGAUCGAGCUCGACGCCCAAUACGACGACAUCCUUGGCCGCUUUCAGAAGAAGCCCUGGCACAGCUUUGUUAACUCAGAGAACCAGCGCUUUGUCAGCAACGAGGCCAUUGACUUUUUGGACAAGCUGCUGCGCUACGAUCACGCGGAACGCCUCACCGCAAAAGAGGCUAUGGCCCACCCCUACUUUGCCCCCAUCCGCGACCCGGAGACCCUGCAGCAGUACCUGGCCAGUGGCACACAAUCUUGA
This is a messenger RNA of Chaetomium globosum CBS 148.51, 1086 nucleotides long. RefSeq names its product casein kinase II. The coding region runs from base 1 to 1086 and encodes 361 amino acids. Lineage: Eukaryota; Fungi; Ascomycota; Sordariomycetes; Sordariales; Chaetomiaceae. Gene Ontology annotation, cellular component: nucleus; protein kinase CK2 complex; cytosol. Gene Ontology annotation, biological process: regulation of transcription by RNA polymerase III; regulation of transcription by RNA polymerase I; DNA damage response. The record is from RefSeq and is a predicted model, not a curated record. The transcript is spliced from 4 exons. Gene Ontology annotation, molecular function: protein serine/threonine kinase activity; ATP binding.